AUGAUGGAUCCUAAAAACCGAAAUUCGACUAGAACACUUUCAUCACAAAAAUCAGGAUACCUGGUCUUUCAAAGCAAAUUGCAACCAAAGAUUCAGUUGCAAGAACAAGUUGAAGAGUCUCUCUUGAAACAGAUUGAAGUAACAAAGGAAAAAGCAAAAUUAUUGUAUGAUGAGAUAAUCAGUGUCAAAAAGCGCACCCAAGACACCAAUUUGCAAAGAGCAUCGGUCAACGUUGCAACCAUACCGCGAAAUUCAUGCAAAUUGAGACUAUAUAACACAUUAUGUGGGCAUCAAAACAAAGUUGCAAAGUUGUCUUGGAACUCAGACUCAACAAAAAUAUUAUCUGCAUCCCAGGACGGGUACAUGAUCCUUUGGGAUACAAUCACUGGAUAUAAAAAGCAAGCAAUUCAAUUAGAUAACCCCUGGGUUCUUACCUCUAGCAUAUCACCCAAUGAAAAAUUAGUGGCCUCUGCCGGAUUGGACAACAAUUGUACAAUAUAUAAGAUCAAGUCUGAUACCUCGAACAAUCCAGUUCUGGUGCAACAACAAUUUCGAAGCAAUGCUUUCCCUAUGCAGACUGGAUUUUUUCAAUCUGUUCAGUCGAUUUUCAAGGGCCAUACGGCAUACAUUUCUGAAUGCGAGUUCAUUGGCAAUAAUUCCAUUGUGACCGGCAGUGGUGAUAUGACAUGUAUGUUGUGGGACAUAACAAAGGGAUCUAAAUCCCGUGACUUCAUUGAUCAUGUAGGGGACGUUUUAUGUCUUACCGUGUUUCCAGCUAACAUCUUACUGGAUAAUCUCUUUAUCAGUGGCUCUUCAGACGGGUAUGCCAAGGUUUGGGAUUUGAGACUGCCUACACCAACACAAAGUUUCAGUAUCUCUUAUAGCGAUGUCAAUUGUGUCAGAGUAUUCCCCGACGGAAAUGCAUUUGCUGUCGGAUCAGACGACGGACAAAUAAGAUUGAUUGAUUUGAGGAGUGAUUGUGAACUUGCUCAUUAUUCAUUGAAUCUGGAAAUCCGAAACAUGCAAGCUUUACAUGAGAAAGGCAUGGGACAGAUAUCACCUACAAUGCCCUUGGAUAGAAAGACAUACACAUUUGGAAAUAGCUAUUCAAUGUUAACUCCUUCAAGCGCUCCCGUUAAUGCAUCUUUAGCUUCAAGCGAUGGACUAAGCAUAAGCUCUAGGAAUUCGACCUUGGAAAGCUCUGGUGUGCUUUCCCUAGAUUUUGGAAAGAGUGGGAGAUUGUUGUACUCCUGCUACUCAGACCACGGGUGCGUUGUGUGGGACACUUUGAAAAAUGAAAUUAUUGGCACUUUAGGGAGCGAGCAUUUGAACAAAAUAAACAGGGUGGCUGUGAGCCCUGAUGGAGUUGCAUUGGUAACUGGCUCUUGGGAUUCAACAAUUAAAGUUUGGAGCGUAUAG
This is a messenger RNA of Lodderomyces orthopsilosis Co 90-125, 1419 nucleotides long. It is a transcript of the gene STE4, whose product is annotated as G protein subunit beta. The record is from RefSeq and is a predicted model, not a curated record. Gene Ontology annotation, biological process: G protein-coupled receptor signaling pathway. Gene Ontology annotation, molecular function: signaling receptor complex adaptor activity; protein binding. The coding region runs from base 1 to 1419 and encodes 472 amino acids. NCBI's taxonomy places the organism in Eukaryota, Fungi, Ascomycota, Pichiomycetes, Serinales, Debaryomycetaceae. Gene Ontology annotation, cellular component: heterotrimeric G-protein complex; cytoplasm. The transcript has a single exon.